GCGAGAACUCGCCGCGGCAACCAAUGAGCAGCGAGGAGGGGGGCGGGGCUGUUAACCCGGAAGUCUCGGGUGGCGAUGGGGGGCCGAGUGCGGCGGCGCACCGGGUCGCUGCUCUGCCCCCGUACGAUGCCACCCGGGGGGCUUCGUCCGAAACGUCCCCCAGCUCGAAGCCCCGCAGGGCCGGCGCGUGGCGCUACACGCAGGAGGGAGGAAACAGCCGGCGACGGGAGGAGCGUGCGCGGGGGGCGUUUGCCCUCCGCUUGCCGCAGAGGAUCCGCGGCCGGCGGCUGCUGGGCGGUGACACAGCCCAGGAGGAAGGGGAUGAGGGAAAGAGAGGCCCUGGUCGCGGGACGUGCAGCGAGCGCAUCUCUAAGGGGAAGAAGCUCAAAGCCCGUAAGGAGACCGUUCAGAAUGAGGUGUACUCGGGACUUCCCAUAUUCCUCUUCUACGUCAAACGCACGCGGUGCCUGGCGGAGAUCACUUUCAAGGUCCUGAGAAUGCAGCCGUGGAGCAGGGACAGCCCACGGCUUCCAGGCUGAGAAGCUCCUGGAGGAAGAGGAGAAGAGGAUGCAGAAGGAGAGGGAAGAGGAAGAG
This is a messenger RNA of Oxyura jamaicensis (ruddy duck), 594 nucleotides long. It is a transcript of the gene YJU2, whose product is annotated as YJU2 splicing factor homolog. NCBI's taxonomy places the organism in Eukaryota, Metazoa, Chordata, Aves, Anseriformes, Anatidae. Gene Ontology annotation, biological process: mRNA splicing, via spliceosome. The record is from RefSeq and is a predicted model, not a curated record. The coding region runs from base 24 to 539 and encodes 171 amino acids. The transcript is spliced from 4 exons.